UAGCAGCUUCUUCCUCUUUCGAUCAUCCGACAGUCUUCGACAUCUUGUCGCCACCUCCUGUCGAUCGCUCCUUUCCUGAUUAACAAAAGAACCAGCUUCGUUCUCUUAUUAACCUCCGCCGACCCCUGUCUCCUUUCAAUCCCUGCUCUAGUGAAGCUCCGAACAUCCGCCUCCAAUGGCGUGUGUUCAAUACUCUGUCAUUCUGCUCACUCAGUUCCUCGUGAAGAUCCCGAAUCAAAUCUCAGAGAUGCGUUCAACACUGUUUUCUUCAGUCAAGUCUCGGGAAAACAAUAUAAUCCUCAAACCAUAUCUGUAGACAACCCACAAUUGAUCCAAUGUCCAGAGAACCUCUCAGCCAAGGUAUCUUCCAGUGAGCAAGCUCCAAGCUUUCUGACAAUUCGGCAGCUUCCGGUGUCCAGUUACAGCCACAGAAUCGAUGAGCUUCUCCCUCUGUUCACACACUUCAAGGUAACAACUUUCCAAAACAGACUUCCUUACUUGAUUCUGUUCUUUCUGAUCGAUGAUAUCGAUCUGACGAUUUCAAUCUUCUGUCCUCAUCUGCCAGGUUCUCAAACGUCAACAAAACAGAACCUGCAAGGACAACAAUUCUUCUUAGGCGAUCUUUAGAAGCUCCAGGCAUUCCCGGAACUUAUUUCCUGGUAACAACUCAAAGACUUCAAAACACGGAACCGCACAAACUGGAACUCCCAACUCCUAGCAACAGAUAAGUGAUAACUCGCCUUGUAGACUUUCUAUCUGCUCAAACCAACGCUCUGAUACCAAUUGUUGGGUUUUUACAAACCCAUGUCCAACUCUCUAUUGUCCGAUUAGUACGAUAUUGUCCACUUUGGACCCGAAGGCAAGGCCCGCAUGGAUUUGUUUCUGGGACUCCUUCCCAAAAGGCCUCGUACUAAUCAGAGUUGGACAUCCUUUUAUAUACUAGACAUUAUUUGUCUAAACUUCCAAUGUGGGACUUUGUUUGCAUUCUCAACAGAGACAGCAAUUAUUCUCUAUUCAUACUAGAAAAAUGUAAGGGAAAAUAAUAAAAUAUUUUUUGGGUCUAAAAGGUACACACCAAUAUAUAGUUGAGAGAAUAAAAUAUAUAAAAUAGCACGUUAAUAUAAAAUAUCACGUUAACAAAACAACGAUAAUAUUAGAACUUACAAUAGCCAAACAGUAUUUGAUUAGUCGUGUACUGUAGUACUGUAAAUUUCUCGACUAUUUGAUUUAGGGGUUAGUGAGUGAUUUUUCCUAACUAUUGGCGUUAGAUUUAUAUAUAACAUGAGACUAUAACCUAUUCUGUAGGGCCAGUAUUGGCCAGAUCUUGAAUAAAAAUACAAUAAUGUUCUUUAAAAUAUUUGGUUGGAGUUUAGGUGAAACUAAAACCGGUAUAACAUUUGAUUAAAAAGGAAGAAAUUAAUUUAAGACAUAAAUUAAAACGACUAGAUAUGUUAUAGUAAUAGACUGAAAACGAUACCUCUAGUGGAAUACAAGAAGAUCAGACCAUUAUUUUCAUUUGAGCACCACAUUCUCUCUUUCUACGUUUGUAUAUAAACACGCAACCAGUACCUUGAUCAAACAAAACACCAACUCAUCUUCUCUAACAAGAAUCAUCAAACACACAAAGAAAAGACAUAAACACAGAGAAUUAAGAAGAAAAAUGACAAAAGUUCACCCGAAGUUCCCAAACACUUACGAGGAAAGCUUGUGUGAUAGUAAAGCAGCCGUAGUAUUAACGGUGUGGAAGAAGUCUCUUCUCUUCAACUGCGAUGGAUUCACAGUUUACAACUCCGAUGGACAUCUUGUCUUUAGGGUUGACAACUACAUGAAUUCUCCUAGAGACAACAUCGUCCUUAUGGACGCUUCCGGCUUACCUCUCCUCUCCAUCCGCCGCAAGAAGUUGAGCCUAGGAGAUUGUUGGGCGGUAUACGAUGGAGAAACGCAAAGAGAUCCAUUAUUUACGGCAAAGAAAAACGUUAGCAUAUUAACAAACAAGAAGAGCUUGGCGUGGGUUAGCUCCAAGAAGACAGUACUAUACGAGAUUGAAGGAUCAUAUGGUCAGAGAAGCUGCAAAAUAGUGGACGUGAAGAGGGACAAGAAGAAAACGGCAGAGAUCAAGAAGAAAGAUGCAAUGGUUGGAGGAGGUUCCUUUGGCAAAGAUGUGUUCAAACUUAUAGUUGAAGCGGAGAUGGAGCCUCGUGUGGCCAUGGCAUUGACCAUCAUUCUCGACCAAAUGUCAAGAUCUUAUUGAUUUUUCAAGCUUUUGUAAGUAUAUAUUAGUGUUCCUUUUUGGUAUGUAAUAUAUGCAUGUGUGUUCUUAUAUGUUACACAUGAAUAGAAACAACUUUUGUUUUCAGUU
This is a messenger RNA of Raphanus sativus (radish), 2359 nucleotides long. Its product is annotated as protein LURP-one-related 8-like. Lineage: Eukaryota; Viridiplantae; Streptophyta; Magnoliopsida; Brassicales; Brassicaceae. The record is from RefSeq and is a predicted model, not a curated record. The coding region runs from base 1661 to 2251 and encodes 196 amino acids. The transcript is spliced from 6 exons.